This is a messenger RNA of Penicillium diatomitis, 1065 nucleotides long. RefSeq names its product carbonic anhydrase. Gene Ontology annotation, cellular component: cytoplasm. Gene Ontology annotation, biological process: cellular response to oxidative stress; carbon utilization; cellular response to carbon dioxide. The record is from RefSeq and is a predicted model, not a curated record. NCBI's taxonomy places the organism in Eukaryota, Fungi, Ascomycota, Eurotiomycetes, Eurotiales, Aspergillaceae. The coding region runs from base 1 to 1065 and encodes 354 amino acids. Gene Ontology annotation, molecular function: carbonate dehydratase activity; zinc ion binding. The transcript has 3 exons.
AUGACCGGCAAAAUGACCGAGGACAUGAAACGCAAUAUUGCGACCAUCUUUGAGAAUAACAAGAAAUGGGUCUCGGCGAAGAAGGAGGGUGAUGGGGCCUUCUUUGACAAGUUGGCUGCUGGGCAGACCCCGGAUUAUUUGUAUGUUGGGAACUCGACUCCAUGGAUGGGAGUCUCCAAGAGGCGGGGCAUGAACUUGCUGGAGUACAUCGGCUGCAGUGACAGCCGCGUCCCCGCCAACGAGAUCAUGGGGCUCGAGGCCGGCGAAGUCUUUGUCCAUCGCAACAUCGCCAACUUGGUCCCCAACAUCGACCUCAACGUCAUGUCCGUCGUCAACUACGCUGUGCGCCACCUGGGCGUCAAACACAUCAUCGUCUGCGGCCACUACAACUGCGGCGGAGUCAAAGCCGCGCUGACCCCGACCGACCUGGGCCUCUUGAAUCCGUGGCUGCGCAACAUCCGCGACGUCUACCGGCUGCACGAGAAGGAGCUGGAUGCGAUCCAGGACGAGACCAAGCGGUAUAAUCGGCUGGUGGAGUUGAAUGUGGUCGAGUCGUGUCGCAAUGUGAUCAAGACGGCGGCGGUCCAGCAGAGUUAUCGCCAGAAGCAGUAUCCCAUUGUGCAUGGAUGGGUCUUUGAUUUGCAGGAUGGGCUGUUGCGGGACUUGCACAUUGACUUUGAGGAGAUGUUGAAGGAUGUCAUGAAGAUCUAUCAUCUGUCGGACAAUGAGAUGCACUCGGAGACGUCGGUGUUGAUGUAUCUCUUGAUCGGAAAAGAGAUCAUUGGUAUAGGGGACGUGAAGAAGAAGAAGAAGAAGAAGAAGAAGAAGAAGAAGAAGAAGAAGAAGAAGAAGAAGAAGAAGAAGAAGAAGAAGAAGAAGAAGAAGAAGAAGAAGAAGAAGAAGAAGACCAUCAUCUUCCACUCUCCUCAAACAUCCUCCCAACAACCCUCAUUCAGUGCAACCGCCCUCCCACUCAAAGGAUCAUACACAAUUCCAUGUAAACUCAACUCACCCCGUCUCGUCGCCUCCUCCACCUCGGCCAUACCGCGCAACGAGCGUAAUUGA